This is a messenger RNA of Oryza sativa Japonica Group (Japanese rice), 987 nucleotides long. RefSeq lists its product as uncharacterized. The record is from RefSeq and is a predicted model, not a curated record. Lineage: Eukaryota; Viridiplantae; Streptophyta; Magnoliopsida; Poales; Poaceae.
CCCGUUGUGGCCUUGUGGGUCCCACUCAUCCAAAGUCCCAUCUCUCCCCCCUCCCAAAUUGAAUCCGCCUCUCCGCUCCGCUCCGCUCCUUCCGCUCGAGCAUCUCUCUCUGGUCUCCGCUCGCCGCGGCUUCACGUGCUCCAAGCUCCCCCCCAUGGCGGGCGCCUCGCUCACCCCAAGCCGAACUGGAGCCCAGAGCAGCCACCGGAAGCGCAAGGUCCCCGCGGCCGCUGCCGCCGCCCCGGCCCGGGAGGACGAGGCGGCUGAGGAGGAGGACAUGGAGGAGCUGGAGCGGGAGGUGGACCGUCUGGGCCGCCGCCUCCUCCAGCACCGCCGCGAAGACGCCGCCCGCCUCCUCAACGCCGCCGCCUCCCGCCUCACCGCCCUCCGCCCCCGCCUCCUCGAAGUUACAACUGCAUCGCAGCAUAUUGCUGGAACACCAGUUGCGAAAGUUGACCAAGAGAAGAAGGAAAAACUAAGGAUCGUCAAGGCCAAAAGUGAGGCGAAUAUUGGGGCUAUGCCCAUGGUGUUGAAGAGAAUCGGUGAAUCUAUCGCAAAGAUCGAGAAGCUUGAGCAUUUGAAUGUGAAUAUCCAUCCCGUUUUCAAAACUAAACGGUAGUGAUGGACUGAUGGUAACAUGUUCUUGUAUGAUUCAUUAUGCAUACCAUCUGUAGCAUUUUGAUGGUAAGUCUUUGUGUUGAUUCAGCAGUAUACCAUUUGUAGCAUUUUGAUGUUGGAAUAGGCUGAUUCAGCAGCAUGUAGUUUGAAAAGGGAUUCAACAGAAGUUUGUAGUGGGAGUUUCUACUAACAAGACAGCUUUAGUUAGGCGUGGCUUGUAAUAUGUUUUCUACUUGUAUUUAAUCAGAAAGCAACAUGUAGCUGUUUGUCACCACUCUUGCUUGUAAGGCUGUUGACAAAAUCCCAACCGACCAUUGUGAUUGUGUGGAAUACUACAACGUUGAAUUUGUAGGAUUUUUUUUUGUGUGA